Molecule: messenger RNA, 5034 nt
Organism: Oncorhynchus masou masou (cherry salmon)
Lineage: Eukaryota; Metazoa; Chordata; Actinopteri; Salmoniformes; Salmonidae
Gene: ano7
Product: anoctamin 7
Exons: 24
Coding region: 331-3036 (901 amino acids)
Biological process (GO): chloride transmembrane transport; calcium activated phospholipid scrambling
Cellular component (GO): plasma membrane
Molecular function (GO): protein dimerization activity; chloride channel activity
Source: RefSeq, a predicted model, not a curated record
UGUCCUGCCAGGAUGUGUAUGUCUGAGUGCUGUAUCCUGCAGUGCCUUUGGCAGUAGUGACAGUUAGGGAAGUUAGUAACAACUACUACAGUAAAGGAGUACAGCACAUUAGUUGCUGUUGGAGAGACACCACACGGAUCAAGCCUUAUAGUCUGGGAAGACCACGAACAGAGUAGGACUUCUGAGGAUAUCCUUCCUUCCCAUCUAUAGAAGCUGGACUGAGGAGGGACUCCACCUGUAACGUUGUGAUUGGGAUAAAGUGAAGGCUCUAACCUGGGUGUGCGCCAUAACGGUGAAACUGGAUGAACACAGGCAGCCUAUUGAGAGACCAUGAUGAGGAGGGGAGAGGAGCGAGAGGACAUCACCACUCUCAUCGCCAUGACUAACACUGCAGACCACAACUACGGGAGCAUGGAUACUGGGAUGUCUCAGGUCAGCUCUGGGGACAAAAAUGUGUUCAGCGACGGCAUCACUCGCAUUGACUUUGUGUUAGUUUGGGAGGAGAGUUUAGCUGUGUUGAAGGAUUACACAUUAGAGAAAGACAAGUCAAGUCACGCCACCCAAGACUCACACAGGAAGUGGAGGGAAGACUUCCUGUCCGGACUUCAAGCAGCAGGCAUCGACCAGGAGAUGCGGGAAGUUCUUCAAGCUAAGAAGAAAAUCUCAUAUGUGCUCCUGAGUGCCCCCUGGAGUGUCCUUUGCUACUACGCUGAGGAGAUCAGUCUCCGGGUCCCUCUGCAGAUGGUAACCACACCAAACUUCAACUGGUCAGAGAGGAUGCUAGAGAAGAUAAAAAUCCCAAACCUCAUGAGCCAAGACGUGCCCAGCAUGCCCCCAGACUAUUACACCUGCCAGUUUCGCACCAACAAACUGGAAAGGUUUCUGGGCAGUGAGAAUAAGGAGACGUUCUUCAAGACUACCCAAAGACACCAAGUACUGUAUGAGAUUUUAGCACGGACGCCUUAUGGGGCAUUAAAAAGAGGAGAAGUGGGAAUCGAAAGGCUGCUCAGCGAGAAUGCCUUCUCUGCUGCAUACCCCCUGCAUGAGGGUCCAUUUGAGAUGCCAGAGGGGGAGGCGGUGGACUCUCAGUCCUUGAGCAUGAGGCAGAUCCUCCACCAGUAUUGGGCUCGCUGGGCCAGCUGGAAGAAUUACCAGCCUCUGGACCACAUCCGAGAGUACUAUGGAGAGAAGAUAGCACUGUACUUUGCCUGGCUAGGGUUCUACACAGGCUGGCUGCUCCCAGCAGCUGUGGUCGGAACACUGGUCUUUCUGUUUGGGAUCUGGCUGAUGGUCACUGAUGCGCCAGCGCGGGAGAUCUGUGAGAGCAAGGAUGAGUUUGUCAUGUGUCCUCUGUGCAAAAUCUGCUCCUACUGGAACCUAUCCAGCAUCUGUACAACCUUCAAGGCAGGGCUGUUAUUUGACAAUGGGGGAACGGUAUUCUUCAGUAUUUUCAUGGCUCUAUGGGCUGUCACUUUCCUGGAAUACUGGAAGCGCACCAGUGCAGUGCUGGCCCACCGAUGGGACUGUUCAGAGUUUCAGGAAACUGAGGAGCGCCCAAGGCCAGAGUUCACUGCCACAGCGCCCAUGACCCUGCGGAACCCUGUGACUGGUGCAGAGGAGCCUUACUUCCCAAAGCGACGCCGCUUCAAUCGCACCCUGACCGGUGGCAUGGUCAUCAUAAUCAUGGUAUCUGUAGUGCUGAUGUUUGUGGUGGCGAUCAUCGUUUACCGGGUGAUUCUGAGCAUCAUCAUUUACAAAUCUCACAAUGCCUUCUUGAUCUUCUCUGCUGGUCGGAUAGCCAGUCUCACAGGGUCCGUGCUGAACCUUCUGGUGAUCCUCAUGCUCUCCCGGGUCUACAUCUACCUUGCCCAGGUCUUAACGCGUUGGGAGAUGCACCGCACACAGACCAAAUAUGAGGACAUGUUUAUUCUCAAGGUCUUCAUCUUCCAGUUUGUCAACUUCUACUCCUCCCCGGUCUACAUUUCCUUUUUCAAAGGCCGGUUUGUUGGUUACCCUGGCAACUACUACAAGCUAUUGGGAAUACGGAAUGAGGAUUGCGGUGCUGGGGGCUGUCUCAUUGAACUGGCCCAGGAGCUACUGGUCAUCAUGGUGGGAAAACAGGUCAUCAACAACAUUCAGGAGUUUAUCAUGCCAAAACUAAAGUCUUGGUGGCAGAAGCGCAAGAUCCAUCCUAAGGUUAGAGCUGAAGAUGAGAAGGUGAAAGAGGGAGGACCGACACAGGAUGCUGCACCCUGGGAGACCGACUAUGAGCUCCUGCUGUGUGAGGGACUGUUCGAUGAAUAUCUGGAAAUGGUGCUGCAGUUUGGCUUCAUUACCAUCUUUGUGGCGGCAUGUCCACUUGCCCCGCUGUUUGCCCUGAUCAAUAACUGGGUAGAGGUGCGUCUGGAUGCGCAGAAGUUUGUGUGUCAGUACAGACGGCCCGUAGCCGAGAGGGCUCAGGACAUUGGAAUCUGGCUGGACAUCCUACAAGUCAUCACCUACGUUGCUGUCAUUAGUAAUGCCUUCCUGAUAGCUUUCACUUCUGACUUCCUGCCUCGUCUUUACUACCGCUACAACAAUGAUGGAAACCUUCAGGGUUAUGUUAACUUCACCCUGGGUACUUCCCCAAGCAACUUUAACGCCAACAACACACAAUGCAGAUAUAGAGGAUACAGGGACAGAAAUGGGCAUUUUCGACCGGAGUACUUCCACCUUAUGGCUUGCCGGCUGGCCUUUGUCAUAAUUUUUGAGCAUGUUGUGUUCUUCAUCGGUCGUUUGAUUGACUUCAUGGUCCCUGAUAUACCUGAGGAUGUGGAGAUCAAAAUUAAGAGAGAGCACUACAUGGCCAAGGAGGCCCUGGCUGAGAACGAGGCUUUGGGUAAGGUUGUCGUCCUAGUUGAAAAGGAGAAUCUGUCCACUGAGUUGCGACGCAGAGCCAAACCUCAAACUUCCACAUCGUCUCCACCCCGGGAGAGCAACUCACCACCACCCUUACUGAAUCCAAUCCCAGAGGACCCAGACAGUUCACCGCUCUAACCCCUGACCUCCCCAGGGGUCGUUUGGACGUCAGUUCAAGGUCACGUGAUGGAGUGAUGAGAUUUGUGUUUCAGCUCUGUGUUUCUAACAAACUUCAGUGACAUGGACAGGUACAGUCAUAACUGUAAGACUGAGGAGAAGGCAAAUAACAGGACUAAUCCUUUCUCAGGACUGACUGCAGUGAGAUUGAGGCUUUGCAUUGUGCUUACCCAUAUUGAGCAGCAGUUUCCCCCCCACUCUAACCAUGCAGCAAAUGUGUGGACUACUAGAGAACUGUGACUAGACUCAUCUUUCGAAUGAAUCGUUAAACAGGAGUCCUGACUCUGUGGUCAUAGAAAAUUCCAUUGCAGUUAUUGUAAGAAUUUGGGGUGAGAACCCCGGUGUCUUGGCCAAAUUCUCAACCUGGUCCCAUUCAAUCAUGGCCACCUAUUCAUCCCCCUGAUUCCCAAUUGGCAUAUAUCACUCCUCACCUCUCCGCCAUGAUAGCUGAUGUGUGGUGAGUGUUCUGGCACAAAAUGGUUGCUGUGCAUCGCACAAAUGGGUGCUGCUAUAUAUAUAUAUAUAUAUAAACUCAGCAAAAAAGAAAUGUCCUCUCACUGUCUACUGUGUUUAUUUUCAUUUAUUUUCAACUUAACGUAUAAAUAUUUGUAUGAACAUAACAAGAUUCAACAACUGAGACAUACACUGAACAAGUUCCACAGACAUGUGACGAACAGAAAUGGAAUAAUAUGUCCCUGAACAAAGGGGGGGGGGGAGUCAAAAAAAGCAACAGUCAAUAUCUGGUGUGGCCACCAGCUGCAUUAAGUACUGCAGUGCAUCUCCUCCUCAUGGACAACCAGCUCAGUCCGAUGAUGCUGUGACACAACGUCCCAGACCAUGACGGACCCUCCAUCUCCAAUUUGAUCCCUCUCCAGAGUAUAGGCUUUGGUAUAACGCUCAUUCCUUCGACGAUAAACGCGAAUCCGACCAUCACCCCUUGUGAGACAAAACCACGACUCGUCAGUGAAGAGCACUUUUUGCAAGUCCUGUCUGGUCCAGCGACGGUGGGUUUGUGCCCAUAGGCGACGUGGUUCCAGUGAUGUCUGGUGAGUACCUGCCUUACAACAGGCCUACAAACCCUCAGUCCAGCCUUUCUCAGCCUAUUGCGGACAUUCUGAGCACUGGUGGAGCGAUUGUGUGUUCCUAGUGUAACUCGGGCAGUUGUCAUUGCCAUCCGGAACCUGUCCCACAGGUGUGAUGUUCGGAUGUACCGAUCCUGUGCAGGUGUUGGUACACGUCGUCUGCCACUGCGAGGACGAUCAGCUGUCCAUCCUGUCUCCCUGUAGCUCUGACUUAGGCGUCUCACAUUGCAAUUUAUUGCCCUGGCCACAUCUGCCAUCCCCAUGCCUCCUUGCAGCAUGCCCAAAGCACUUUCACGCAGAUGAGCAGGGACCCUGGGCAUCUUUCUUUUGGUGUUUUUCAGAGUCAGUAGAAAGGCCUCUUUAGUGUCCUAAGUUUCCAUAACUGUGACCUUAAUUGCCUACCAUCUGUAAGCUGUUAGCGUCUUAACGACCGUUCGACUGGUGCAUGUUCAUUAUUAAUUGUUUAAGGUUCAUUGAACAAGCAUGGGAAACAGUAUUUAAACCCUUUACAAAGAAGAUCUGUGAAGUUAGUGAUUUUUACGAAUUAUCUUUGAAAGACAGGGUCCUGAAAAAGGGACGUUUUUUUUUUGCUGAGUGUAUAUAUACACAUAUAUACAUAUAUAUUUAUACAUAUACACAUAUGAAUGGAAUACAAUGGAAUACAACUUUGGUGUAGGCCACAAAAGUUGUAUUCCAUUCAUUCAAGACUAUACCUACUAUUACAAACCAGUUCACAUUAUGAAUUGACUAAAUCGGUUUAAGGGAGACGUAAGCCAAAGAUGAUUAAAUGCAGCAUGCACGUAACAUUGUCUUUGAAUAUAAUUGACUAUAUUUAAAUGUGGUGUUUAUUGGAACAAAUAAAAAUUUGGUUUUGAAG